Messenger RNA from Exophiala spinifera, 831 nucleotides. RefSeq lists its product as uncharacterized. Gene Ontology annotation, molecular function: ATP binding; protein kinase activity. Gene Ontology annotation, cellular component: cytoplasm. The record is from RefSeq and is a predicted model, not a curated record. NCBI's taxonomy places the organism in Eukaryota, Fungi, Ascomycota, Eurotiomycetes, Chaetothyriales, Herpotrichiellaceae. The transcript has 2 exons. The coding region runs from base 1 to 831 and encodes 276 amino acids. Gene Ontology annotation, biological process: signal transduction; protein phosphorylation.
AUGGCUUCACAAUCCGAAAUACUGCUUCCUCGAGACCUCUCCAGUCUUCCUUUCAUUAACGCAGGCGUAACGAGUGUGGUCCGCGCCCUUGACGAGCAUUCUGUCAUAAAAUUAACUGGUGACGAAGAUAGUCUUCGCGCACUUGAAGUUGAACGCAGAAUUCUUGAACGACUAGGUGAACAUCCUCGCAUCGUCAGACUAUUAUAUGUUCACGAGAAAAAGCUUGUCCUCGAGCGUCUUCUAUAUCCUCUUCUUGUGCGACUUUUAGAGCUUCGAGAUGAAGAAGCCGCCCCGUCCACGGAGGAGAUUUUGAAAUGGUCCGCCCAAGCCGCCGAGGGUAUGGAAUACUUCCACGGAAAGAAUGUACUUCAAAUUGAUAUUGGUUCCCACAAUUUACUUCUUGACUGGGAUGAGAACAUCAAGUAUUGUGAUUUCUCGGGGAGCUGCAUCGACGGUGGCUGGACCUAUGCUGCUCCUAGUACACGAGCACAGCAUCCUUCUAUCUCGCCCAAGUCACCUUCAGUACAGUCGGAAAUCUUUGCACUCGGCUCUGUUUUGUACGAAAUCUCAACAGCUCGAAAGGUAUACGAGGACUUGGAGGAAUGGGAAAUCGAACGCCAUUUUACUCAAGGCGAGUAUCCCGAGACGCAACACCUGUUACUCGGUCAUGUCAUUACUAAGUGUUGGUCUGGAGGAUAUAAUAAUGCUGGUCAGGUCGCUGCGGAGAUUCGGGCAAUUCAACGACGAUUCAAGUAUGGUGAUCUCAAUCUACCACUUGGGCACUAUAUGCGGAAACAGAAGGAGAGCCGCCGGCUUCGUCGAGUCCACUAA